UCAGAGCGUCAGGACUCCAUUAGAGUUGCAGCUGUUUUCAGAGAAACAUCAACAAAACGGGAUAACUGUCAGUACGCUUUAAGCCCGACAACGAGGCCUCAGAUCUGGAAGCUUAACCCUAAUUUCCCACCCGGAGCUCCGCCGGCUUCUAACCACGGCCGCUCUCGGUGAGGAAACUCUGGCCUCCGCUUCCUCCUCCUCCGACUCGGACACCGGCGGAGCGUCGCCGCCCCCGCGGAAGAAGCACCGAGCCUCGGCGGCGGAGGGAGCAGGAGAGCCCGGGGCUUCAGCAGUUGUAACAGGCCUAUCUGGAGUUGUCUUAGGACUUGCACCUCACUCUCAAACUACAUCAGCCAUCCAUUUUAACAGAAGUAUUGUCAACAAUCUUAGCAGCAACAUGCAGUCAAACGGGGCAGGACAGGGACAAGAAUCUUCAGAUCUUCCUUGCCUAAACAGCGCACAAAACGGGGAGUCAUCUUCGACUGGUGGAACCCAUUCCAACGGGCUUCUGUCCAGCACAGACAACGGUAACGGUGUCGGUACCAGUAAUGGGUCCGCAGUCGGACCCUGUUCGGGGACUUCGGCUGCUUCGGCGGCUUCGAGCUCGGAGGUUGGCUCGCUGAAAAAGAAGAAACGACUAUCGCAGGCGGAGGAAGAUGUCAUACGAUUAAUAGGACAACAUCUCAACGGACUGGGGCUGAAUCAGACGGUGGACCUGCUGAUGCAGGAAUCGGGCUGCAGACUGGAACACCCGUCAGCUACCAAGUUCCGCAACCAUGUCAUGGAAGGGGAGUGGGACAAGGCUGAGAAUGAUCUCAAUGAGCUGAGAGCACUGAUGCAUUCUCCUAACGCUAUUGUGCGCAUGAAGUUCCUGCUGCUGCAGCAGAAGUACCUGGAGUAUCUGGAGGACGGCAAAGUCUUGGAGGCUUUGCAGGUGCUCCGGGGAGAGCUGACGCCACUCAAAUACAACACAGAUCGCAUCCAUGUUCUCAGCGGGUACCUGAUGUGUAGCCAUGCUGAGGACCUGCGGGCGAAGGCAGAGUGGGAGGGCAAAGGCACAGCCUCACGCUCCCGGCUGCUGGAUAAAUUACAGACGUACCUGCCGCCCUCUGUGAUGCUGCCCCCCCGGCGACUGCACACCCUGCUGCGGCAAGCCGUGGAGCUGCAGAGGGACCGCUGCCUUUACCAUAACACCAAGCUGGACAACAACCUGGACUCCGUCUCCCUUCUCCUCGACCAUGUCUGCAGCAGGAAACAGUUUCCCUGUUACACCCAGCAGAUUCUGACGGAACAUUGUAAUGAAGUGUGGUUCUGCAAGUUCUCAAAUGACGGCACCAAGCUAGCCACUGGCUCCAAAGACACUACUGUCAUAAUUUGGCAAGUGGACCCGGAGAGCCACCAGCUGAAGCUGCUGCGGACCCUGGAGGGCCACGCAUACGGAGUCUCCUACCUAGCUUGGAGUCCUGAUGACACCUACUUGAUUGCGUGUGGACCUGACGACUGCUCUGAGCUCUGGCUCUGGAAUGUUCAGACGGGGGAGCUGCGGACCAAAAUGUCCCAGUCCCAUGAAGACAGUUUGACCAGUGUGGCGUGGAACCCUGACGGCAAACGCUUUGUCACCGGAGGACAGAGGGGGCAGUUUUAUCAGUGUGACCUGGACGGUAACUUGUUAGACUCCUGGGAGGGCGUAAGAGUGCAGUGCCUGUGGUGCCUGGGCGAUGGCAGGACUGUGCUGGCCUCUGACACCCACCAGCGUAUUCGGGGGUACAACUUUGAGGACCUCACCGACAGAAACAUAGUUCAAGAGGACCACCCUAUCAUGUCUUUUACUGUUUCAAAGAACGGUAGAUUAGCUUUGUUAAAUGUAGCAACUCAGGGAGUGCACCUGUGGGAUCUUCAAGACCGGGUGCUGGUGAGGAAGUACCAGGGUGUGACCCAGGGCUUCUACACCAUCCACUCCUGCUUCGGAGGACACAACGAAGAUUUCAUUGCCAGUGGCAGCGAAGACCACAAAGUGUACAUCUGGCACAGACGUGGUGAACUUCCCAUCGCCGAGCUCACGGGCCACACGCGCACCGUUAACUGUGUGAGCUGGAACCCGGCCAUCCCAGGCCUCAUGGCGUCUGCCUCAGACGACGGCACAGUGCGCGUCUGGGGUCCAGCCCCCUUUCUCGACUCACAGGAGGCAGAUGGGCUCAACGAAAACUGCAGUAACAUGGACAGUUGAUGGUCACCUAUGGAGCAGAUUACUUCUCUCUUUCACAACAAACCAAGAACCCCACAGUUUAACAAAAUGUAAAUGUGCAAACAAAAUCCAAAACCAUCAGAGAGCAAGUGAAGAAUAAAGAAAACAAAAUUCCACCAACAUAAAAGAGAAAACACAAGAAAUAUUGGUCUCCUGGCUGGCUUUGACAAAUGUUGGACACGAUGAUGAGAGACGCCCUGGAAAUUUAAGUCCUCAUCCAAAAAUCUGAUCCCAACUCGGAGGCCUGGAAAACCAGUCAGAGCCCAGCGGAGCCCUCCUCCGGCCAGCGGUCAUGGCUGUUCUCCUCUUUCAACUUGUCCUCCCCCGUUUUGCUGCAUGGUCACCGGCGAUGUCAGCUCCUCGUCAGUCUGGAAGGAAACCCCGCGUCGCCCUUGAGCCUGGAGCACAUGAAGCCCCCGUGACGUCUCCUGGCAGACAGCGCAGAGCAGGCGUCUGAUUGGACCACCCGCCUGUUUGUCUCUUACAUCAUGGGUCCGGUGUCUCCAUGGACAUGGGUGGGGUGUUGUUGGGGGUGGAUGGUGCAUAGGUGGAUAUAGCAACUCUUCUGUGUGUAUGUUUUCUUCUGCUCCUCUUUCUUGCUAUAUUCUUCAUCUGAUCGUUUGGACAAAGGCUGAAAAUCCUCCAUGAAAACUUUGACUGACCAGCUGACAAAGAACAGAAAAAAAAAUGGCUAUGCUAAAUGUUUGAAUUUUUUUUUAUGAUAGUCACAGCGUUUAUUGUCAUUUAAGAGGUGAAAUUUAGCUCAACUAGUGCCCAUGGAAAGCUUUAGUGUGAAGAUUCCACUUUCUGUUUUUCAACAUUAGGAAAAAAAAACUUUUUAUUCCUUAAUUUAACUUCUAACAAGGACAGUUGCUGUAAUAUUUCCCUAUGACAGCUUCUCCCCACGCUCAGCAACCUUCAUUGAGCUAGCUGCCGCACCACUCCAUCACAUCGGCCCCUAGAGGAGGACAGAGGGACUCGUAGGUCGCAUGUCAGCUGUGAGGGGGGUCACAUGGUCAGAGAGCUGUGGUUUCCACCUUCAAGACAUGUUCAUGACCCUCCUCGGAAAAGACGCUUUCAGAUGCGAAAAGAGCUCAAGUGCGACUUUGGUCACAAGCCGGCGUCUGCUGUCCCACCUCUGUGUGAGUGUGAGCGGUCGAGAGUGACUCAGAGCGAUUAUGCAUGCACACAAUAGUGAGUGAGUUGACAUUAUUGGGUGCAGAUUUAAUUGGCGUGUGUUUUUGUAAUGUGUUCAAUUCGCACCAGCAGAAGAUUCCCGCCCUCCCCUCCUAUUCCCCCUACUCCCAUAAUAAAAUUGUAAAGAGGAUUUUAAACCAGUUCUGAGUUAUCCAAAGCCCCAUAGGGACCUCUAUCUGUGGAACAAAGAAUACUUGAGAGCCAUUUUGUAAAAACUAACAUUUUUUGUUUUGUUUUUUUUCUUUUUAAUCCGGGGGCUUUCAUUUUUACCUUUAGAAUAUUUUUGGUCCUUAACCAUGCGGCAUUCAAACAGCACUGAGUUAUCGACAUUAGGUUUAUUAGGCAAAGAGAAGGAAAUAUACAAAAACGCUAUUCGAGUGAGGCAUGUUAUAGAGGAAAAGCUGUAUAGUGUUGGAUUACUAGAAAGGGGGUCACUUCACAAGAGAAUUUGAUGAUUGUAAUUAUUGGACAGGUUGUUAAUAUGGCCCUAAAUAGAAGAGGCACCGAUAACCAGAACCACGCACAGUUGUUGUCGACAUCCUAAAAACCCACACAAACUGCCUUCCUUUUCAUACACUUGCACACAAACCCUCAGUAUGUUUGACACCCUCACUGCACUUUGAGUGGUCUCCCUACUCUCUUGCACAUGCAGCGGUGGCACAAAUCCAUGAAGUUCGUAACCUUAUGGUCGCCACGCUCGCCGCCAUCCUUAUGGCUUUAAAAAAAAAAGGUCACAUUGGAAAAGACUUUAAACUCAACCGGAGAAUGCUAAAGGGAUUUAUUCUCUAUGCACCCACAGGAAGUGACUGACCUUCUAGACAAUAUGACACUCACAUUUGAAGGCGUAGCAGCCGCAUCUUGAGAGCACCACUCUUGGAGCUUAGAGAGAAUUCAGCAUUAACGGCCCAUUUUGCUCUCCAGCCAAGUUUAUUCAGUGGUCUUUGCACCAUUCAGAGCUUUCCUCCUCCCUUUUUCAGGGUAUGUAAUGACAAUUUGCUACAGACUGAUACAGUAAAAUGUUAAAAAACUGGUUUUCUGUCUGUUUUUAUUGAGCUUUUUUGUUACUUUAAAUUUUUGUUCACAUUAUAUCAUUUUUGGUUGAUCUCUUUCCCUGUAUGAUCAUAUUAAAAUAUAACCAGACUUUUGGAGUCCUCCUUUUUUUUCUUUUUUUUUUGUAAAU
This is a messenger RNA of Menidia menidia (Atlantic silverside), 4622 nucleotides long. NCBI's taxonomy places the organism in Eukaryota, Metazoa, Chordata, Actinopteri, Atheriniformes, Atherinopsidae. The record is from the annotation of a GenBank genome assembly.